Molecule: messenger RNA, 738 nt
Organism: Engraulis encrasicolus (European anchovy)
Lineage: Eukaryota; Metazoa; Chordata; Actinopteri; Clupeiformes; Engraulidae
Gene: cbln18
Product: cerebellin 18
Exons: 4
Coding region: 1-738 (245 amino acids)
Molecular function (GO): protein binding
Source: RefSeq, a predicted model, not a curated record
AUGAAGACUGCAGUAGCUGCAUUGUGCCUGUUGGGGGUGCUGUGUAUCAGUCGCGGCGCGGCACAGGGUGCGGCAACGUCCACCACUUUUCAGCUCAUGAAAGAGACUGCAGUGUCGUACAUGGGAGAGUUGCCCUGUGGCGACUGGGACUGCGAGUGUGCCUUCAAGCGCCAGCGAGGCUGCUGCUGCGUUGCCGACGACGCCAUGAAGCUGGAGGACAACACCAUCGAGCGCCUGGUGCAGAUCUACAUGGGCAUCGACGACCUCGCCAACCAGGUUAAAGAGUUCACAGGUCCUGCCACCAAGGUUGCCUUCACAGCGAUGGACGUCAGGCUGGAGAACGGCAACAACUGCUUUGGCCCCUUCACCACUGAGGUCUGCAUCCCCUUCAACACCAUCAGCCUCAACGAGGGCAAUGGCUACAAGCCCACGCUUGGCAUCUUCACGGCCCCUCGUUCCGGCUACUACUCCUUCACCUACUCCAUCUACUCCAACGUGGGUGCGCAGGGCAACCGCCUGUACUACCUGGCGCGGCUGAUGCUGGACGGAGAGGUGGUGGCCUCUUCCUGGGAGGACAACCGCGAGGACUCAGAGGACAACGCCUCCCAGACCGUGGUGCUGAGGGUGCGGCGCGGUUGCCAGGUGUACGUGCAGCUCUACUCCGGGCGCCAGCUGUGCGGGCAGCAGCCGGGACGCAGCACCUUCAGCGGCUUCCUGCUCUACCCCAUCACCGACUGA